AUGGCAGACGACGAGAUUGCCGCUCCCCCCUACGACGCGGUGUGGAAGCCCAACUCCAAAGAGGUGACCCAACAGGCUCCCGAGCGUGUCUAUGGUCUCGCGGCUCGAUGUGACCCAUCUGUCUCCUUUGAGGAGUACAGGCACUGGGCUAAAAUUGAGCGUGAGGAAGAAGAGGAGAACAACCGGGUCUACACGGAAGAGCGUGGUACCUUGACUUUCGCAAAGGUUAUCAAGAACCGUUUCUCCAAGGGUGUUCAUCACGAGAACAAGAAGAAGGAGCAACGCGCGAUUGAGGCGAGCGCACAGAACUCAAGUGAAGAUGAAUAUUCUGACAAGAAGGGUGCCGAUACUACAGUGACUGCAGCUAGCUUGGACCCAGAGUGGAAGACUGCUGCCCGUGCCCUGCGCACAGCCAGUUGGGGAACUAUUUUCUUUUUGAUCACUACUGAUAUUCUGGGAUGGUCUUCUUGCCCAUUCGUCUACGCAAGUCUUGGAUACGGCCCGGCCACAGCUCUCUACAUCAUCUUCGGUAUUGCCGCUGGUAUCAGUGGCUGGAUUCUCUGGACCGUCUUCUUGAACCUCGACUCAUCCCGUUACCCCAUGCUGAGCUUUGGCGAUACCUACUUCCGCAUCUUCGGUCCUAACUGGCGCCAUUUCAUCAAUGUCACUCAGUCGCUUCAACAAUUCAUGUCAGUCGCCGUACUCAUUCUGGGUAAUGCGACAACCCUGUCUCAGCUUGCCGACGAGAAGAUUUGCUUCGUUGUCUGCAUGAUUAUCUGUAUGGUCGUCGGCAUGUUCCUCGGAGGCAUUCGCAGUCUGCAACGCCUGGGUUGGUUGACCAAUGUCAGCGUGUGGAUUAACAUUGUCAGCUUUAUCAUCAUUAUGGUCUCCGCUGCCAACUACUUGCCCGACUACUCCGCCGUUACCUCGGCAACUCUGAUCAAGGCUGUUGGACCCAUCAAGACCUUCGCUGGUCCCCCACCAUCCGAAUACCAGCAGCAGGGCGCUGGCUUCGUCGGUCAAUUCAAUGGUGUCGAUGAGCUUGUUUACUCUUACGGUGGUGCUAUUCUCUUCGUUGCCUUCUUGGCUGAGAUGCGUCACCCUAUGGACUUCUGGAAGGGUAUGAUGAUUGCCCAGGCUUUCAUCUGUGUCGUUUACAUCGUCUUCGGUGCUUUCGUUUACCACUUCUGGGGCCAGUACUCCUCAUCCUCUAUCAACACUUCCGUCAACCCAUACGGUCUCCAGCUUGCUGGUAAUAUUUUGAGUUUGAUCGUCAGUUUCAUUGCAUGUGUCCUUUACUUCAACGUCGGUAUGAAGACCAUCUACCUCGAGGUUGGACAGGAAGUCCUCGGCUUCCCCGACAUUGCCAGCCGCAAGGGUCGCUACUUGUGGUACGGCCUGGGCCCUCUUUACUGGAUCCUUGCCUUCAUUGUUGCUGCCGCAGUGCCCAACUUCAACGGUAUCGUCAGUCUGGUCGGUUCUCUGCUCAUUCUGAACUUCACAUACACUCUCCCUGCUCUGCUCUACGUUGGGUACCGUUGCCAGUGUGAUGCUGCCCUUCCAGGUGAAGGAUUUGAUCCCGUCACCGGCGUUACUACCCGUCAUGACAGUGGCGUGACCCGAUGGGUGCGUGCAUACAAGAAGAGCUGGAUCAUCAACACUCUUUGUGUUUUCUACUUCCUUGGUGGUCUGGCCACAUCCGGCAUGGGUUCCUGGGCUGCUAUUGAGGGUCUUAUUUCCGUCUUCGGCCCUGGUGGUACCGUGGCGACCUCUUUCGGAUGUGCCGUCCCUGUUUAA
Molecule: messenger RNA, 1797 nt
Organism: Penicillium malachiteum
Lineage: Eukaryota; Fungi; Ascomycota; Eurotiomycetes; Eurotiales; Aspergillaceae
Exons: 6
Coding region: 1-1797 (598 amino acids)
Biological process (GO): amino acid transmembrane transport
Cellular component (GO): vacuolar membrane
Molecular function (GO): amino acid transmembrane transporter activity
Source: RefSeq, a predicted model, not a curated record